AUGACGCAAGGAAAUGCCACUGAAGUGACUGAAUUCUAUCUUCUCGGAUUUGGUGUCCAAUAUGAGAUUCAGUGUGCCCUCUUCAUUGUAUUUCUUGUGAUCUAUGUGACAACCAUGGUGGGUAACAUUGCAAUGAUCCUACUCAUCAACACAGAUUCCAGAUUUCAAACACCCAUGUACUUCUUCUUGCAACAUCUGGCUUUUGUUGACAUCUGCUACACAUCUGCUAUCACUCCCAAGAUGCUCCAGAAUUUCAUAGUGGAAAACAAAUCCAUAUCGUAUGGAGGGUGUAUAAUGCAAUUAUUGGUUGUCGCAACAUUUGGGACCACUGACUGCUACCUCCUGGCAGCUAUGGCCGUGGACCGUUACGUAGCCAUCUGCAAGCCUCUUCACUAUCCCGUCAUCAUGUCCCAGACAGUGUGCAUCCUGUUGGUAGCUGGCUCAUACCUCAUGGGAUCAAUAAAUGCCUCCAUACACACAGGUUUUACAGUUUCCCUGUCCUUCUGUAAGUCCAACAUCAUUAAUCACUUUUUCUGUGACUUUCCCCCAAUUCUUGCCCUCUCUUGUUCCAGCACUGACAUUAACAUCAUGUUACUUGUUGUCCUGGUGGGAUUUAACUUGACAUUCACUGUGCUGGUCGUGAUCUUCUCCUACAGCUGCAUCCUGACCUCCAUCUUAAAGAUGUCUUCUGCUGCGGGCAGGAGGAAGACCUUCUCCACCUGUGCCUCCCACCUGACGGCCGUCACCAUUUUCUAUGGAGCCCUCUCGUACAUGUACUUACAGCCUUCUUCCGAGCGCUCCAAGGAGAACAUGAAAGUGGCCUCCGUAUUCUAUGGCACUGUGAUUCCCAUGUUGAACCCUCUGAUCUAUAGCUUGAGAAACAAGGAGGUGAAAGAAGCCAUAAAAGUAAUAGGUAAAAAGCUUUUGUAGGUUGGAUCUGAACUGUUUAAACUUGGUGCAUCAAACCAUCCAGUGGAGAUGUGCUGCCACAAUUUAAUGUUUCUAAAAUAGGGAUUGUGGCUAUUUCUUAAACCAAAUCUACUUCAUUCAGUAAAGUCCUAAAAUGUGGACAACAGUAGAAACAUGUAGGACUGAAAAUCACCCCCUGGGAAAUACAGAUACUGGACUAGUUCUAAAGCCCCUGAAGUUACUGAUCAAGCAUACAGCAAAA
Molecule: messenger RNA, 1171 nt
Organism: Heterocephalus glaber (naked mole-rat)
Lineage: Eukaryota; Metazoa; Chordata; Mammalia; Rodentia; Bathyergidae
Product: olfactory receptor 5AK2
Biological process (GO): G protein-coupled receptor signaling pathway
Cellular component (GO): membrane
Molecular function (GO): G protein-coupled receptor activity; olfactory receptor activity
Source: RefSeq, a predicted model, not a curated record